GUCCCUCAUGAUCCCUUGUCCACAUACCAUUCUCCAUCUUCUAAAUCUAAAUCAAAAACCACCCAUUCCUGACUCAUCCCUGUAACAUUGGUUUUCUUGUCAAAAAAUUCAAAGAUUUCAUCUGCGUUGGAUCAUCUUUGUUCUUCCACCUGGAGUCCAUUGAAAUGAUCGGAAGAUUUUUUUCUUCCUUGAUUUCAACCCUUUUCACAACAGCGCCGUCAAUGAUCACAAGUCCUGGACUUGGGAUGCUUCUUCCUCCGUCUCCGCUUGCAGGUUUCAGAAGCUGGGUCGAUUCGGGUCUCCGAUUUGCUUAACAGAUAUUGGGUGGACCAUAAAUUCUUUGCACACAUUCCUUUAUUUUUUGUGAGUUUUUCUUGAAACCAUUAUUUACCGAUUUCUUUGCACCAUAAAGGAAAUUCUGGAACUUGCAGCACCGUUGCUGUUGUACAGAUUCGCGAACCCCUCCUUCUCUGGUCCCAGUCGCAGUCAAAGCAUGAUUUUGGUUCCUCAAUUCAAAGCAGAUCUUGCCAAGAAGGAGAUGUUCUUAAAUUCAACUUCUUACCUCAGCUUGUUCUUCAUCAAUCUUAGAUCUGCAGGAAAUGAUAUCAUGCAAACAAAGACUCAAUUUUGACAUAUGCCAUCAAGUUGGAUCUCAGACCAUGUCGAAGCGAGGGCGCGGAGGGUCUGCCGGAAACAAGUUCCGGAUGUCGCUGGGUCUGCCCGUGGCGGAUACGGUGAACUGCGCCGACAACACCGGUGCCAAGAAUCUCUACAUUAUCUCUGUGAAGGGAAUCAAGGGUCGUCUGAACCGGUUGCCGUCGGCUUGUGUGGGUGACAUGGUCAUGGCCACUGUGAAGAAAGGAAAGCCGGACCUCAGGAAGAAGGUGCUGCCAGCUGUCAUUGUGAGGCAGCGCAAGCCGUGGCGCCGAAAGGAUGGUGUUUUCAUGUACUUCGAAGAUAAUGCUGGUGUCAUUGUGAAUCCAAAGGGUGAAAUGAAAGGAUCUGCUAUCACUGGGCCUAUUGGGAAGGAAUGCGCUGAUCUGUGGCCAAGAAUUGCUAGUGCAGCUAAUGCCAUAGUUUAAGUGUUUCAAGCCUUACUUUAGAUUGGUUUUUUAUGAUGUUUUCGAAUCUGGAUAUUGGCGUAAUCAGUUGUUGUUUAA
Molecule: messenger RNA, 1160 nt
Organism: Rosa chinensis
Lineage: Eukaryota; Viridiplantae; Streptophyta; Magnoliopsida; Rosales; Rosaceae
Product: 60S ribosomal protein L23
Exons: 2
Coding region: 600-1082 (160 amino acids)
Biological process (GO): translation
Cellular component (GO): ribosome; cytosolic large ribosomal subunit
Molecular function (GO): large ribosomal subunit rRNA binding; structural constituent of ribosome
Source: RefSeq, a predicted model, not a curated record